Phoenix dactylifera (date palm) is the source of this 902-nucleotide messenger RNA. RefSeq lists its product as uncharacterized. Gene Ontology annotation, cellular component: endoplasmic reticulum. NCBI's taxonomy places the organism in Eukaryota, Viridiplantae, Streptophyta, Magnoliopsida, Arecales, Arecaceae. The record is from RefSeq and is a predicted model, not a curated record.
CGCUCAUCCCGGAAGAAAAGAACCCGAGAGAGAGAAAAAGAAAGAAAGAAAGAAAGAAAGAAAGAAGCCUUUGCGACUGCUCCGAGGCCUUCGUAGGCGAAGAAGAAGCCGAAGCCGAGAGAGAUGGGGCUGAUCUCGGGGCUCGUCGACGCCGUGGUGGUGCUGUUCUCGGCGGUGCUGGCGGUGGCGGUGCCGCUGAUCGACGCACAGACCGUCCUCCCCGGCUCCCUCUUCCCGGCGCCCCUGGUGGGGCUCAAGCAGUGGUACGGCGAGGAGUACGGCGACUACCUCAUGGCCGAGAAGCCUCACUUCUUCGUUGGCCUUGUCUGGGUCGAGAUCGCCUUCCUCUGGCCACUGUCCCUCGCCAACAUCUAUGGCAUCCUCGCCCGCCGCCGCUGGUCCGCCACCACCUCCCUCAUGGCCGGCAUCUCCACCGCCACCUCCAUGGCUGCUCUGAUGGCAGAGCUGAAGCUUUCAGGCAAGGCAUCAGACAGGUUAAUUCAAACGUAUUCUCUGUUUUGGGUUUUUGCCCUCUUUGCAACCUUACGAGGACUUAUCUUGCGCCCUCGCCGCGCAAGCACCUCUCAACCCCCCUUUGCUCGAAGGAAGAGAGCUUAAUCAACAAAUUAGUGCUUUUCCAUUUGCAUCAUUCCGUUGCUGAGGAAUUAGUCAGGAAUCAUCAAUUAUAAUGGGAAUUUAAUGUCGGUGAAGAAACUGGAGACACCCAAGAUUUGUCUGUUUUUGUUGUAUUUUUUGUCGUUAGGUCUGAUCUGUGUUUUAAUAACAGAGGGACGAUGCUUUUUAACAGGUCAUCUACGAUUAACUUUAGAAUGCCGUGAUAAAUUGUUGCAAUGAUUUUGAUGCCAUAAACAGUUUGAACAUUUAUGAAACAUUUACUAUGA